AUGGUUGUGAAGCAGCUUAAGGCCACCAUCAAGCAUCUGGAGGUGAAGCUCUAUUCGGGUUCCUUGAAACAGAAUGAGAGCAGCAGCUUUGAGGAUCUAAGGAAAUUACAGCAGACGCUGCUCUCAGCUGGAGAGAGCCCUCGUGUGAAGGAUGGAGGGAGAACAAAGGUGCAACGGCGCCCGUGGGGUGGAGGAAUUCCAAGCCGGGAAGGUGGAGUUACUGGGGUGCGUCUCAAGGGUCAGAAGGAGGUUGUUGCUACAUUCUCUUAUGGCAAACCGAAGAAGGAGCCUCAUGCUGUUGGCAGGUGGCCAAACCAGGCGAAGGAGUCCAUAUUUGAGGCCAGGCAGUGCGUUCUGUUUGCGUUCUACGUAUUCAGGAGGGCGGACCAGGAGGAGUUGAUGUACAGGAAGUACCUGGGGGAGGCGCUUAUGGGCAGGCUAGACAAGCCGUCUGAGGAAGACAAGCAGAAGAUUGCGCAAGCACUGGGUAAAAGCAGCGAGUGGCGUACGCUGGUGAAGGACAUGCUGGUUGAAUGCCCCCUAUCAGCAGAGGAGUCGGCGGCAGCAGAAGAGGAGGUGGCAGCAGAGGGUGGUUUGGCAGCAGAGGGUGGUUUGGCAGCAGAGGGUGGUUUGGCAGCAGAGGGUGGUUUGGCAGCAGAGGGUGGUUUGGCAGCAGAGGGGGGUUUGGCAGCAGAGGGGGGUUUGGCAGCAGAAGGGGGUUUGGCAGGAGAAGGGGGAUUGGCAACAGAAGGGGGUUUGGCAGCAGAGGAAGAGUGUGCUGGUGCAGUGGAGGAAGGAGGUGCCGGCACUGGCGUUGUGGAGCUGGCAAGUGGGCGCCCUGGCUGGCAAGCCCAUCUCCAAGCAUUCUGCGUGGAGCUGGAACGGCUGAUUACGAAACUUCAGGAGCAAGAAGCUUCCAGAAUCCAGCACCGGCAGGUAGUGUCUGAAAUCCAGAACCGGCUGCGCGAAUCCAAAAAAUUGCUUGCUGAGUGGGAAUAUCCUGGUGUCUACCGCCUGAAGAAAGGGAAGACCCAAGCUUCCUUUCUCUGCCGUGGCAAACCGUGGUCCCUCGGAACGUGGAAUGGCGAUUCAGAGCAGUCAUUUGCUGCGGCCAAGAAAGCCAUUCUGUGCGCUAAGUUCGUCUUUGAAUGGAGGCUGCAUGUAGUGAAGGCUGGGGGGACGGAACUGCUGAGAGGGUGGAGAAAUCGUAUGAAGAGUUCCUUGGAAGGGCUCUCAUGGGCAAGCUGCAGGAGGUCACGGAAGAGCAGGCUCGGUUGGCCAUCGAAUCAAAGAGGUGGGUUCGAUUUUUAG
This is a messenger RNA of Closterium sp. Yama58-4, 1311 nucleotides long. The record is from the annotation of a GenBank genome assembly. Lineage: Eukaryota; Viridiplantae; Streptophyta; Zygnematophyceae; Desmidiales; Closteriaceae.